UUCACGUGACUAACACGGAAGUGAAAGGUCUGCAGCUCAUAUGUUAGCGGUCCACAAACAGGCGUUAAGUAUUAGCACUUAGCUUAUAAUUGGGUUUUACUAAAUGUAGCUGUUUAAUCGAGUAUGAUUUCUCUCCCUGUGUAGGCUCCCUAGUAAGCCUGCCUACAGUUUUUUAUUCGUGGCAGGCUAAAGCAGCAUGCUAAAGGACCUCCAUUAAAGUUGUUCAAACUUCAUAAUGCCGCUUGUUCCAGCUAACCAGCCGCAGCUGAUCCGCUCCUCUCAAAAGGACGAAUAUUAUCAAACCAGUCUCAGAAAUAACGCUAACGAGGCGUUCCAAACGCUUGCUGGAUCAAGAAGAUGGCUGCAGUGGAGGAAAGAAGUGGAACUACUAUCAGAUCUUGCCUAUUAUGCACUAACCACUCUCUCGGGAUAUCAGACAUUAGGCGAAGAGUAUGUCAGUGUUAUCCAGGUUGACCCCACCAGACGCAGGAUUCCUUCCCGGACACGCCGGCUGGCUCUUGUUCUGUUUCACGCCUUUGUACCGUAUGUCCUCGACAAACUCCUGGUUUGUAUAGAACAUGAGCUUGAGGUGGAGGAGUGGGAUUCCCAGAAUGCCCAGCGAGACACAGUUUUAAGCUGGAGCCCGAUGUCGUAUAUAAAGGCGUGGAUCCAGAGCGCGGUGAGAAUGCUGAAUAGUCAGCAGAGGAAAUCUUUAAAGCCUGUGGUCUUCGCAGCGCAGCAGGGAAUCACCAUCUUGCACAGGGUGCACGUGGCUCUGUUCUACAUCAGUGGUGCUUUUUAUCAUCUGGCCAAAAGGACAUCAGGCAUCAGCUAUCUCCGAGUGCAGGGCAUGGUUGUGGACGAUCCGGGCAUCCGGACUAGCUACCGGCUUUUAGGGUGUGUGUCACUGUUGCAACUGGCCAUCACACUUGCUCUGCAGUUUAACAACCUGAGACGGUGGCACCGUGCCAGACAUGAGUGGACACAGCACAGGAAUCUUCCCUCAAGUCCACAGGAGACGUCGUCCUCUCGAUCUUCUCGCUGUAUUCUGUGCUUGGAGGAGAGGAGGCACUCCACAACAACCCCAUGUGGGCAUCUGUUCUGCUGGGAGUGUAUCACAGAGUGGUGUAACACCAAGACGGAGUGUCCGCUGUGUCGAGAGAAAUUUCAGCCUCACCGCCUGGUUUAUCUGAGAAGUUACAGAUAGAUGAUACAGUAUUUCACAUCUACCUGAACUAAGCCUUCAUUCCAAUACUGUGUCUAUCACACCCUCAUAUCCAAUUCAGAAGUAUGUGUAUUCUGUGCCAUGAAAAAACAGGAUGAGUGGAUGUAUAACCAGAACAAUUUUGCACUUGAACCAUACAGCUGAAGCAGAUUCCUUUGGAAUUUGUUUCAUCUGUUACGUCUGAACUGUAUACCCGGUAUUAUCGGUUUAAUUACUGGCUGUUGUGCUAAUUAGCUAGCUAUAUGGUACUGUGAAUAAAGUAAAUCGCUACAGAUGUAUAAACGCAGCUGUAAGAAAUCAAAUAAUAAAUAUAUAUAUUUAAA
This is a messenger RNA of Ictalurus punctatus (channel catfish), 1548 nucleotides long. It is a transcript of the gene pex10, whose product is annotated as peroxisomal biogenesis factor 10. Gene Ontology annotation, cellular component: peroxisomal membrane. The transcript has 6 exons. Gene Ontology annotation, biological process: protein import into peroxisome matrix. Bases 236 to 1207 code for a protein of 323 amino acids. Lineage: Eukaryota; Metazoa; Chordata; Actinopteri; Siluriformes; Ictaluridae. The record is from RefSeq and is a predicted model, not a curated record. Gene Ontology annotation, molecular function: zinc ion binding.